AACAGCUGGCAGUAAAAAUAAAUAUUGACUAAAACCAAAGACAUAAACUCUCGGAAUUAUUGGCAAUAAUGCACAUUUCAGCUGAGGUCAGUUCGACCACCUCAAAUCAAACAACACACCAGCAACAGCAACAGCAGCAGCAACAACACCACCAACAACAACAACAGCAGCAGCAACAGCAACAAUCGACACAGCAACAGCUGCAACAGCACACAGCGGCAACAACAACAACAAUAACAACAACGGGCAGCACAACGAAGCGACGCAAUGCAGAGUCUAACAACAACAACAGCAACAGCAACAGCAAUAACAACAACAACAACAAUAGCAACAAUAGCAAUAACAACAACAGCAAUAGCAGCAGCAAAAACAAACCCGUGGAUACAAGUCCGUACCUGACGCCCGAGAAUCUGAUCGAGCGCACCGUCGAUGUUCUGCUAGCCGAACAUCCUGGCGAGCUUGUCAAAACGGGCUCACCGCACGUGGUCUGCACGACGCUGCCCACGCACUGGCGUUCCAAUAAAACGCUGCCCAUUGCCUUCAAGGUCCUGGCACUGGGCGAGGUCAUGGAUGGCACCAUUGUCACAAUACGCGCCGGCAACGAUGAGAACUUUUGCGGCGAGCUGCGUAACUGCACCGCCGUCAUGAAGAACCAGGUAGCUAAGUUCAACGAUCUGCGAUUUGUUGGACGCAGCGGCAGGGGUAAAAGCUUCACGCUGACAAUUGUCAUCUCAACUAAUCCCAUACAAAUCGCCACCUACACGAAGGCAAUCAAGGUAACUGUGGAUGGCCCACGCGAGCCGCGCUCGAAGGUGCGCCAUCAGGGCUUCCACCCGUUCGCAUUUGGACCACAACGUUUUGGCCCGGAUCCACUUAUGGCCGGAUUGCCCUUCAAGUUGCCAGGAUUCGCACAUCAUUUGGUUGGGAUGCACAGUCAUCUGCAUGCGCCCGAUUGGCGAGCACACAUGGCGCUAGGUGGACGUCCGGGCUUUCCCGCUGGCCCCUUCUUUGCGCAUCACCAUGGAGCGACCUUCCCGGGUGCAGCGGCCAGCGGUCUGCGUGGCCUAAGCGACAAUCAGCAGCAGUUGGCGACAGUGGGCGCGGCGCAUAGCACCACCAGCCCGGAGGGCUCACCAACGACAACGACGAGCGCAACCCUGAGCGCAUUUGUGCAACCGCCGGCGUGCAAUGCCAGCGCGGGCAGCUCGCCGCCGCUGACCUUCAGCAGCAUGCAGCACCACGACAAUAACAACAACAACAGCAGUAGCAAUAUCGAUGCGGGCUUCGAGAGCGACAGCAUCUCGGUGACAGGAUCGCCGCGCAAAAGCAUCUGCUCGCUGACGCACGACGAGGAGGAGCCGGAUCCGGAGGCGGGACGCAGCCGCAGCCCCACGCUGCUCAGCGCGGAUGCCAGCAGUGUGGCAACGCUUGCAGAUCCGGCACCUGGCAGCGGCGGCGCCUUCACCGCGCUCAUCCAGCGCAGCAAGAAUCCCAGCGAGCUGUUCGGCGGUUUCGCUGCUGCCGGUGCAGGCCACUUUGCGCCGACGGCGCACAGCUUCAACCCAGCGUUGGCGGCUCAGCUCUUCCUUCAGAGUCCGCUCCUGCCGCAGUCGAGCCAGUGGCUCUACACGCAGCUCUACGGCAGCUACAGCGAUCUACCUUGGCUGCGAAGUGCGGCAGCUGCAGCGGUGGCCAACACAGCUCCACAGCAGCAACAGCAGCCCCAGCAGCAGGAGCCAGGAUCGGCUCUACCAGCGGUAGCCAGUGAUGCCGACGGCGUCAACCUCAUUAAGCGCUGUGUCACGCUCAUUACGCACAAUCCGCCAGAUGCGGAGAACGCCAAUCCGAACGCAUCACCGCCAGUUAGCUCCUCGCGCCGUUCACCAUCGCCCGUGGAGACAAUUGAUCUUGAUGAUGUUAGCACCACAUCGAGAUCGGCCAGCGGCUCCAGCGGCGCUGGCGGACCGAUACGCACGCGUACGCCAAAGCCGACGGCGGACGUCUGGCGUCCCUACUAGCGGCUGGCGGCCGCCUUGCUGGGCAGUUGCCUGGCGGCGCGUGCCACCGACGGACACGGACUUCCACAGAGACAGAGGGCGCAACCGUAGGCUGUGCUUAGCUGCCAGCUGAGCGGCUGCUCCAUUAUGAAUUUAGAUCAUAUCGCAGGGUGCGAGGGUUUCUCAGCAAACAUAUUGCUUAGAAUUGAAGAGAGUAUUUGAUAGCACAUUCACACAAGAGUUUCAAGUAUUUGCACGAUAAAUGUUAACAACUUAUUUCAUUUAACUGUACUUUUGAUUUAUAUAUACCCAGUAUUUGCAUUGAAAAUACUCAUUGAAAAUGGGUAUUAAGGGUAUACUGGUUUUGGGCAAAU
Drosophila montana is the source of this 2371-nucleotide messenger RNA. RefSeq names its product Runt related B (gene RunxB). The coding region runs from base 69 to 2018 and encodes 649 amino acids. Gene Ontology annotation, cellular component: nucleus. Gene Ontology annotation, biological process: regulation of DNA-templated transcription. Lineage: Eukaryota; Metazoa; Arthropoda; Insecta; Diptera; Drosophilidae. Gene Ontology annotation, molecular function: ATP binding; DNA-binding transcription factor activity, RNA polymerase II-specific; RNA polymerase II cis-regulatory region sequence-specific DNA binding. The record is from RefSeq and is a predicted model, not a curated record. The transcript has 5 exons.